AUGUUCAAAUACACGGUGACGUUGUUGAUCGCAGCGAUGGCCGUGUCGGCGUCGCUGGCCGUCAGCAUACCAGCCGAACACCGGCCGCAGGAACCGGCCGCGGACGCCAGCAACGUAGUGGUGCACAAGAAGCACAUCAAGCCUGACAAGAUCGUGUUCAUGUCGGAGGUAUCGUCGUCACAUGACGAGGGUGAGAGCGAGGGUGGCAGUGGCGGCGGCGCCCUACUGGAAUUGGGGCUAUCCGGACUGCUCGAAGCGGUCAGCGCGCCGAAGAAGAUCAUCGGCGCCAUCGCCAGUUUCGUGAUCGGCAAAUUCAAGUCGGUGAACCUCAAGAAACUCGUCAAGAUUGCACUGCUGGGCGCUCUGGUGACCGUGCUCGGCGCCGUGGCCUCCGUGGCCGUGGCCGGUCUCGUGUCCAUCGUGUCGGCGGUAUGCGCGGUGCUACCGUACCUGAGACUCGUGUUCGGCGGCCACCACCACAAGGGCGAGUCCACGUCCGAGUCACAGGACGACUUUGUCAGCGAGUUUGUGAUGGGCGCGCUCGAAAAGUACAACGUCAAACGCAAGGCGUGA
Macrosiphum euphorbiae (potato aphid) is the source of this 573-nucleotide messenger RNA. Lineage: Eukaryota; Metazoa; Arthropoda; Insecta; Hemiptera; Aphididae. The record is from the annotation of a GenBank genome assembly.